ACGGCCUCCCUCUUUCUUGUCGCUGCGCCUGCGUCCGAUUCACCGUCGCGCCGCCGCCGCAUGCUCUGCUCUCUCGCUCGCUCGCCGCCGCCUCCUCCUACUAGCUCUUCCCGCCGCCGCUGAUCCGGUCAGAAACCUCCAGUCUCUUGGCUCUGCCGCUUCGACCACCAGCCAUGGCAACCGAGCAGCCGUCGGAGAAGAAGCCGCCAGCAUCGGGAGGAGAGAAGAAGGCCCCGCUCCCCAAGGUGGUCACGCUCAACAAGGCCCUCAAGCUGGCACAGACAUGGGUGGACAAAAUGAGUGCAUCAGACCAGGAUGAACCCAAAGCUAAGGAUUUUGAGGGUCGCCCACCAGGGCUUGGUCUUGGUGCUAAAGUGGCACCUAAUGUAAAACGUGCGGCUCCUACUGAUCCAGUGGAAAGGAGGUUGCUGGGGAAGGUGAACGCGCAAAAGAGAAAGGCCACCGAGGAGGAGAAGACAAUUGCUCAGGAGGUGAAUGAUGAUAGUGAUGAUGACAGUGGUGAGACUGAAAGCAGAACUAGUGCCUUUAGCAAGAAGAGGACGGCGCCUUCGGUUACUGCCAUGCCAUUGGGGAAGAAGGCCAGGUGACAGUGCUUCUGUCCCAGGUGGCAACCUGCCAUUCUGAUCAACAAACCAUUUCCUGGCACUAGAGGAUGCUGAUAUGACCCGAAGUCGUCGCAAAGGCCAGCAAGCGUAUCUUGUUCUUCUGUGAGCACUCCCUCGCUCCUUUCCUGCAUGCUCAUCUUCUUGCUCUAUCUGCUUUGUCAACUCUUCUAUCCUCAGUUGUAGCCCAGCAGAUCUACUGUCUGCAAGCUUGAGGCAUUCAUCAGCAGCAGCUUGUGCUGCCAUUGCAGUGGCAGCUAGUUUUUCUUUCAGCUGUAGCUUACUGUUUGCAGCUUCCAAGUCUGCUUUUACCCUUCUCAGUUCUUCUGUGAGCAAGGCGACCUGAAAGGGACCUAACUGAUGAGAACAUGCAUAAUGCUCAUGAUAAAUGACGUUAUUAGGUGUCA
Oryza sativa Japonica Group (Japanese rice) is the source of this 1030-nucleotide messenger RNA. RefSeq lists its product as uncharacterized. NCBI's taxonomy places the organism in Eukaryota, Viridiplantae, Streptophyta, Magnoliopsida, Poales, Poaceae. The record is from RefSeq and is a predicted model, not a curated record.